CCAGGUGACGAGCUGGCCGAAUUCCCUCUGCGCCUCCUCCAAUCAUAGUCAGGCAAUAUUCUGCGGAGUUCUUUUCGACGCUGACUAGGUUUAGGCAGUUUUUCUUUUAAGUGACGGAAAAAAAAAAAAAAAAAAGAAAAGAAGUCCUUUUUUUUGGGUCACGUGACUCUUUGUUGCCGUCGUCCAAGGCGGCUCCAACAACAAGAUGGCGGCGCGCUGGAGCAGCGAGAAUGUGGUUUUGGAGUUCAGGGACGCGCAGGCGACCACCAUGUCCGUGGACUGCCUGGGCUCGCACGCCGUGCUUUCUGGGCGGCGUUUCCUGUACGUGGUCAACCUGGAGGCGCCGUCCGAGCAGGCGAGGAAGAUGUCUCGCCAGAGCAAGUGGGACGUGGGCACGGUCCAGUGGAACCCUCACCGCUCUCAGGCACACGUCUUUGCCGCCUCGAGCAACCAGCGCGUGGACUUGUACUCGUGGAAGGACGGCAGAGGAAGCAUCCACACGUCACUGCAAGGGCACACGCGAGUCAUCAGCGAUCUGGACUGGUCGUGCUUCGAGGCCGAGUUCCUCGUCAGCAGCUCGGUGGACACGUACAUGUACAUCUGGGACAUCAGGGACACGCGCAAACCCGCUGUGGAUCUGGCUGCCGUCGCCGGCGCGUCACAGGUGAAAUGGAACCGCAGGAACCCCAACGUGCUGGCAUCCAGUCACGACGGAGACGUGCGCAUCUGGGACAGGCGGAAACCCAACACGGCGUGCGAAUACGUGGCGGCGCACCUGUCCAAGAUUCACGGACUGGACUGGCACCCGGAGCACGAGUUCAUCCUGGCCACCAGCAGCCAGGACAACUCCGUCAGGUUUUGGGACUACCGGCAGCCCAGGAAGUACCUGAACAUCUUGUCGUGUCAGGUUCCUGUGUGGAAGGCCAGAUACACGCCCUUCUCCAACGGGCUGGUGACGGUGAUGGUUCCUCAGCUGCGCCGUGAGAACAGUCUCCUCCUGUGGUCCACGCUGGACCUCAACAGUCCGGUCCACGCCUUCGUGGGGCACGAUGACGUCGUCCUCGAGUUUCAGUGGAGGCCGCAGAAGGAAGGUUGUAAAGACUUCCAGCUGGUCACAUGGUCGAGAGAUCAGACACUGAGAAUCUGGAGGGUGGACCCGCAGCUCCAGAAGCUGUGCGCCAGCGACUCGGUGGAUGACCCGAUGGACGGCGCGUCUCUCAACACGGAGACUGACAAGUCGCUGGCAUCGGACGAUUCUGAAGGACAACGCUCCAGAAUUCCUGUCGGGCAACAUCCGCACGAUCAAGACAGCGUCUCGAGUCCAGGCGGUAGUCGGGACUCUGCCGUGGCAGCGGCGGCUUCUUCGGGUCUGGCUCAGACGCUCCAGCAAGAAUUCUCUCUGGUCAACCUGCAGAUCAGGAAUGUCAAUGUGGAGAUGGACGCAGUGAACUGCAGCUGCGUGGUGUCAGCUCACUUCGGGAUUCAUCAGGUCCGACUGCUCAUGAAGUUCCCGGGCCAAUAUCCCAACAACAGCGCCCCCACCUUCCAGUUCAUCUCGCCGACUAGCAUCUCUGCCGCAAUGAAGACAAAGAUUCAAAAAAUCCUGACAGAUGUGUCCCUGCAGAAGGUUAAGAGGAACCAGAACUGUCUCGAACCUUGCGUCCGGAAGCUAGUGUCCUGUCUUGAGUCCGACAUGGAGGACAGUCCAUCCUCAGCACCGUUCGUGUUGUCCAAUCCCGUUGCGCCGACCCUGCAAGCCUUCCCGCGAGUCACCAACACCUACGGAUCCUAUCAGGACGCCAACAUUCCUUUCCCGCGCACGUCGGGGGCUCGCUUCUGCGGCACCGGCUGUCUGGUGUACUUCACCCGACCGAUCACCAUGCACCGCGCGGCCCCGCCCACCGAGCCCACGCCCAGGUCGUUGUCGGCUCUGUCGGCCUAUCACAGCGGCGUGUUGACACCCAUGAAGAUUCGCUCUGACUCUCAGAACGCACUCCGACUUUACAGCAGCAGCCCGACUCGACUCGACAAAGACACUGUGUCCAUUUCGUCGUUCUACUACAAAGAACGGAAAUCCCGGCGCUUCAAGACCAAAAGGGACGGGACGGACUACGGCGGCCGCUCCAUCAAGUUGGCGGGAAAGGUCAUCAUUCAGGAAAUCUCCUGCCUACUUCCCGUCCAUAAAGUCCUGGGAGAGAAUUACAUCCUCAACAUGCGUGACACCAAAGACACGUGUCAGAAGAACGCCGCCGCCGCCCUGGCCGUCGGACGCAGAGACGUGGCCAAGGUCUGGGCCCUGGCCUCGGCGGCGACCGGUCGAGGCUUGAGUCCCGACUCGGACCCGGACACGGACGCUCCCUGGGCGAGUCAUCCGUUUGGACGCCGCCUGCUGGAGACGCUCGUGGACCACUACAGUCACAUGAGCGACGUGCAGACGCUCGCGAUGCUCUGCAGCGUCUUCGCCGACUCGGACCCCGAGGCGACGCCGCGAUCCCGCCAGGCCGGGCCCCCGCCGCACCCUCGCUAUGUUAUGACUUCAGACUUGCACGUAUGGGCACGUGACUUACUCCCAGCUCUCACCGCCCUCGGCGAGUCGACGGUGACGUUCGGGGGUCGACUCGAGCCGGAACGCGCCAACGCCCGCGGCGACUCCCCUGAAGGCGGUCGCCACGGCAACCAGGGACACACAGACGCACGGGAAGGAGAGCGCGAGCGACACGACGUGAACAAAAGUCUUUUGGACCCGAGCAACACGCCGCAGUUUGACGACUUCAAGAAAUGCUACGCUGAAAUUUUGUACCGCUGGGACCUCCGAGACAAACGGGCCGACGUGCUCAAGUUCGCUUCCUGCCCGCCCGAGCCGCACCAACAAGUCGAAUUGUGCGUGUUGUGCUGCCACUGCGGCAGUCCAAGUCGCAGCGCGCAGUGCGCGGCGUGCAAGCGUGUGAGCUUCCAGUGCGCCGUGUGUCACGUGGCUGUGCGAGGCUCCUCCCACUUCUGCCUCAGCUGCGGCCACGGCGGUCACACGGCUCACAUGAUGGACUGGUUCCGGAAGCGGGACCAGUGCCCGGCCGGCUGCGGGUGCCGCUGUCUGCAGCAGAGCAACUUCUGAGCGAUGCCAACCGUCUGGCACGUGACGCCUGACCGCGUGACUGCUCACGUGUGGGUCACAUGAUCUGACAUGCUGUCAGUGGAUGAAGAAUAGUCUGCCAAAUAAUAAAGACUUUUAUUGCA
Molecule: messenger RNA, 3234 nt
Organism: Phycodurus eques (leafy seadragon)
Lineage: Eukaryota; Metazoa; Chordata; Actinopteri; Syngnathiformes; Syngnathidae
Gene: wdr59
Product: WD repeat domain 59
Exons: 26
Coding region: 206-3112 (968 amino acids)
Molecular function (GO): protein binding
Source: RefSeq, a predicted model, not a curated record